Molecule: messenger RNA, 1168 nt
Organism: Oryctolagus cuniculus (rabbit)
Lineage: Eukaryota; Metazoa; Chordata; Mammalia; Lagomorpha; Leporidae
Source: RefSeq, a predicted model, not a curated record
UCUGUCACUCUGCCUUUCAAAUAAAUAUUCUUAAGUACUCUCACCCCAUCUUUGUUUUUAGAAGAUUCCUGGGGAUUAUCAUUUUAAAGUUAGUUUGUGCAGUUUAUCUAGGAACGAUGACAAGCGUAACCUGAUCCUUCUCCUUGUCCUUGAUUUCAGCCUAGAUCCCUUGGUCUGUUCAUAUGGUCGGCAGCGAUGCCUUUGUCAUCUAGAAAAUGAAAAAAAUCAUCUGAUCCUCAUGCUCACAGCUUUGCUUGCACCUGUCUUUCCUCUGGGACCCCCAGCUGACCCAGCUAGCCCAAGAAAGCCCCAGCCAGAGUCUCUUCCCCUUUAUCUCUUCCUGAAACUCCUCCACCCCUUCACUCUUGCAGAUUCUUGCUAAAAACGACCCUACCCAGAAAGGCUUCCCCGACCGCUCUGUGAUAAGUAGCACAUGGGCAUCAUAGCUCCAGGACCUUGAACUCACAACUCAGUCUUUCUUUGGCUCAUGCUCUGGACUUGCACAGGUCUUGCUCCAUGAGGGUGGCAGCUCCAUCUUUGCACACCUGCCAGGACCCAACCCUCUGGGUUCAUUCAUGCUCCGUCCUCACUCCUCUUCAUGUUACAGAACACUCUGCUGGGCAGCCUUGUGGUCUUCGCCAGCCUCUUGGUGUUGUGCAACACGCAGUGCUAUGUCGAACUCUAUGACAAGAACCCGGAGGAUCCCCCUGAUGAAUGCAGGGACCUUGAUGGAGUCACACACAAGCUGAACGUGGAGUGGAAGACUGAGAACUGUUGCACAUGUAGUUGUGAUGAGACUGGAAUUCAUUGCUGCAACACUGCUGCCAUCCCCGGAGGUUUUGAUACCACAAAGUGCAAGACGAUCUUCCACAAGGACACUUGCAGCUACUCCGUGGUGGAGCUGGAGAACCCGGACAAGGAAUGUCCAGUCAGCUCGUGGAUCCUGUGAAGAGCUAGUGGGCCCAGGUCCUCCCGCGGGCCCGGACAGCCCGAUGUACAGCCCUGCUUAUCAGUAAAGCAUGUGUGGAGCAAUCACUCGGCUGUGUAUGCAUUGAUUGCGCAUUUUAAAGCAUGUGAACUGAAGAGAAGAAAAGUGGAAUAAAGGUUAUGCCCAUGUGCCCGCACGCAGCGUCCCCUGUCCCAGCGCCGGGGCACCCCUGUGGUUUCU